CCGUACCGGGGCAGUACCGGGGCCGGACCGGGACCACACCGGGACCACACCGGGGCCGCUCCGGGGCCGCUCCGGGGCCACCAUGGCCUCGAUCGGCAGCUUCUUCCGACGGAGCCUGCGACGCUCCGGCCGCAGAGCUGCAGAAGGCAAAGAGGAGGCUCGUGCUGCAGAGAACAGCCCCUCAGGGCUGCCCCAGGGCAAGGCUGCAGAGAGGAGCUCCAUCCUCUACUCUGCUGGACAGUUCUUCUUCGAGUACCUGGUGGUGGUGUCACUGAAGAAGAUGUCAGAUGGCCAUUAUGAACCCAAGAUAACCUACCAGUUCCCAAAGCGUGAGAACUUGCUGAAGGGGCAGAAGGAGGAGGAGGAACGUCUCCUUCAGGCCAUCCCCCUCUUCUGCUUCCCUGACGGCAAUAACUGGGCCCCUGUCACCGACUUCACCAGUGAAACCUUCUCCUUCGUCCUGACCAACGUGGAUGGCAGCAGGAAGAUCGGCUACUGCAGGCGGCUGCUGCCCUCUGGCCGUGGUGUCCGUGUGCCCGAGGUCUUCUGCAUCAUCAGCUGCCUGGGCUGCUUCGGGCUCUUCUCCAAGAUCCUGGAUGAGGUGGAGAAGAGGCGUCAGAUCUCCAUGGCAGUGAUUUACCCCUUCAUGCAGGGUCUGCGGGAGUCGCCCUUCCCAGCGCCGGGCAAAAGCGUCACCAUCAAAAGCUUCAUCCCUGAGUCAGGCACUGAGCUCAUCGAGCUCACCAGGCCCGUGGAUGCUCGUCUGGAGCACGUGGAGUUUCAGGCUCUGCUGCAGAGGCUCAGCCCCCACCUCAUCCUGCACAUCUUUGCUUCUGCUGUGCUGGAGAGACGGCUCAUCUUCCUGGCAGAGGAGCUGAGUGUCCUGUCCCAGUGCAUCCAUGCCGUGGCUGCUCUCCUCUACCCCUUCACCUGGGCUCACACCUACAUCCCCGUGGUCCCUGAGUGUCUGCUGGACACUGUGUGCUGCCCCACACCCUUCAUGGUUGGCAUCCAGAUGAGGCACCUGGAGCGGGUUCUGGAGCAGCCCAUGGAGGAGGCUCUGAUAGUUGACCUCUGUGAAGGGAAGAUCCUCAGGGCGGUUGGUGAUGAGGAGGAGAUCUUGCCCAUCAAGCUGCAGAACGAGAUGCUGACGUCUCUGGACAGACACAACAACAACAACAACGUGCACACGUCCGAGCAGGUCAACGCGCUCGUCUCCGAGGCCUUUGUGCAGUUCUUUGUCAGAAUGGUUGGCCACUAUGCCUCACACAUCAAAUGGAGCAGGAAUGGCUCAGGCACCUUCCAGGAGAGAGCUUUCUACAAAGCCAUCACCUCCAAAACCAACCGCAGGUUCCUCAAGAAGUUUGUGAAGACCAACAUGUUCUCCCUGUUCAUCGAGGAGGCAGAAAGGAGCAGGAUCCCACAGGAAGCAUAUUUCCAGCAGAAAAUAACAGAGUACCAGGAACAGAAGAAGCACCGAAGGGACUCCUGAAGUCCAGCCUGGGAACAGAGGAGCAGGGCUGGGUCCCUGCCAGCAGCAUCCCACUGCACAGACUCAAUGCACAUGCCCCAUCCAAGGGCAGAGCAGCCAGCAGUGCUACCCAUCUGACUCACGAGGUGCAGGGGCAGCACCCAGCACCAGUUCUACCCUUGCUUUUUUUCCUCAGGGCAUCAUGGCACUGGAAAACUCUUUUGCACAGAGUUAGCAAGCAGGAUGGGGUUUCUUUUAUCCAAUCUUGCUAGCAACAGGGACAAGCUGUGAAUGCCAGUGCCCAGCUCAGUGAAAGCCCCAUCAGGACCUUCCCCCAGCGAGGGAGGGACGUUGGGGAGCCGUCUGCAGGACAACAAAGGCUGGGGAGUAAUUGUUAGAGGGGAGAAAAACCACAAAAGGAUGUUUAGGAAAUAGUGUUCUUUCUAAUUAAAGCAAACUUGGGUUUUGCAAAUAAGUAACAUCCUAUGGAAGAAGGUUGCAGGGCUUCUGUUUUCUGUCAGGAUUUGCUCAUUGUCAGGUCCCAGCAGGAGCAGCCACGGUGGGUUCUGGCAGUUUCCUGAGCAAUGACCAUCUGCUUCACUGGUACCACUCAGAGCUGUUUCAAGCAGCAAAAAAGACUUCUGGUUUGUUUCCCACCAGGUUAUUUAUUUGUGCUGUACACAAACUGUGAAGGCCACAGGGCCAGGGGUUGUGGCAGAGAACCAGCUUUUGGGGAGGGAAGAAGCGUUUUGUUAUAUCCAGUAGUAAAACAUGGCAACAUGCUCCUUGUUUCUGCUUU
This is a messenger RNA of Colius striatus (speckled mousebird), 2270 nucleotides long. It is a transcript of the gene DENND2D, whose product is annotated as DENN domain containing 2D. Bases 83 to 1492 code for a protein of 469 amino acids. The record is from RefSeq and is a predicted model, not a curated record. Gene Ontology annotation, cellular component: cytosol; nucleoplasm. NCBI's taxonomy places the organism in Eukaryota, Metazoa, Chordata, Aves, Coliiformes, Coliidae. The transcript is spliced from 12 exons.